AUGACUGCUGGAAAGCCACUAAUCGUGCAAGAGCAUCGGGACUUGUCCCUCCCGCGGAUAUUAUGCCUCCACGGCGGCGGCUCGAAUGCGAGGAUCUUCAAAGCCCAGUGUCGAGCUUUGAGCAAGCAACUGGCCCCAUUCUUCUUGUUGGUGUUCGUCGAAGGCCCCUUUCCAUCCGAGCCAGGCCCAGAUGUCACUUCAGUCUACCAACGCUUCGGGCCAUAUCGUCGUUGGGUCAGGUCAGGGCCGCAGCAUCCAGAGAUUGAAGCCUCCGAGGUCAAACUGGAGAUAGACCAAGCAAUCCUGUCGGCAAUGAAGGAGAGCGAUCGUCAAGGAGCAACAGGCGACUGGGUGGCGUUGAUGGGCUUCAGUCAGGGCGCCAAGUUGGCAGCCAGCUUAUUGCUUCGACACCAACUUCAUGCAACCAACGCAAUCUCAUCCCUUGCAUCCGUUCGGAUUCGAUUUGCCGUGCUCAUGGCCGGCCGAGCGCCCCUGGUAUCCCUCGACCCAUACACGCAGUCAGAUCCAGCAUUCUUAGAUGCAGGAGAUUUCGCGCCAAUGGACUGCCUGUACGAAUCCCUCUGCAGAUGUCAGGAUGCGCACCUCUUGCGCCUACCAACGAUCCACGUGCAUGGUCUGAAGGACGCUGGUCUGGUCUUACAUCGGGCUCUUUCAGCCGCACACUGCUCGCCUGAGUCCACGACACUUGUGGAGUGGGAUGGCCAACACAGAGUGCCCAUCCAGACGAAGGAUGUGCUGCCAGUGGUGGACGCCAUCCUGGAUACUGCACAAGCCACCGGAACGUUGAGGUAG
Messenger RNA from Zasmidium cellare ATCC 36951, 813 nucleotides. RefSeq lists its product as uncharacterized. The record is from RefSeq and is a predicted model, not a curated record. Gene Ontology annotation, biological process: secondary metabolite biosynthetic process. The coding region runs from base 1 to 813 and encodes 270 amino acids. Gene Ontology annotation, cellular component: nucleus; cytoplasm. The transcript has a single exon. Lineage: Eukaryota; Fungi; Ascomycota; Dothideomycetes; Mycosphaerellales; Mycosphaerellaceae.